CGUUCAUUGAGUCGUGCGUCACGUGACUUCCGGAGGUGGUGACUUCCGUACCAUGUGACCUCCAAUAACAACCCAUGGCGGCGCACUGCUCCACAGCGCUGUUCACAAGAUCAGGAUUGGGCAGUUUCCUGCAGAGAGUUUGUUGCGGUCUUCCCUCAGCCCCACUGUGUCUGCAACACCGCCGCUUCUUCUGGAGGAAGUGGAAAAACUCUCACAAUGUAGUUCGCCCAGCUACUGUCAGGCCUGCAUAUGCAGUGCCCAAGCACAUCGUGCGACCUGACUAUGUCGGAACUGGACUGAUCCCGGAGUGGCCGGAUUACAUAGAGAUCAAAGACCAAGAGCAAAUCAGUGGCCUGGCCCGAGCGUGUCAGCUCGCCAGACAUGUACUGUUACUCGCUGCAGGCAGUUUGAAGGUUGGCAUGACAACAGAUGAAAUAGACUUCAUCGUGCACCAGGAGACAAUCAAACACAACGCCUACCCAUCCCCUCUCAGAUACGGCGGUUUCCCCAAGUCUGUCUGUACGUCUGUGAACAACGUGGUCUGUCAUGGGAUACCUGACAGCCGGCAACUUCUAGAUGGAGAUAUCAUCAACAUUGAUGUGACGGUGUAUUGUGAUGGUUACCAUGGUGACACGUCAGAAACCUUCUUAAUUGGCCAGGUGGAUGAGGCUGGGCAGCGGUUGGUGGAAACUGCCAGGCUUUGCCGAGACGAGGCCAUCGCUGCCUGCAAGCCGGGUGCACAGCUCUGUGUUAUAGGAAACACUAUUAGUGAAAUAGCUCGCACCAACGGCUUCCAAGUGUGUCCUUACUUCAUUGGACAUGGAAUAGGCUCCUACUUUCACUGUCAUCCUGAAAUCUGGCACCACGCUAAUGACAAUGACAUGACCCUGGAUGAAGGGAUGGCUUUCACGAUAGAGCCCAUACUGAUGGAGGGGUCUUCAGAGUUCAGAAUCCUGAAGGACAAGUGGACUGCAGUGUCUGCAGAUGAUAAAAGGUCGGCUCAGUUCGAACACACGGUGGUCAUCACAUCUGACGGGGUGGAUAUUCUCACCAAACUGCCGGAAGAAAGCAACCUAUGACCUAAAGGAAUCAAACUGCUGACCUUGAGAUUGGCUGCUAGAAACAUUUGGUAGAAUCACAGUUACAAGAACCUGAACGGUGCUUCACCUGGACAUAUUUAAAACCACUCCCACACCUUCUCUAUGGUGUUUAAGUUAAAAUUAAGUUAUUAUUAACUGGGGAUUACAUACAGUAUCACAGUACACACAGUAUUUAUGUAUUCAUUUAGACUAACAUGUAAAACUUCAAUCUUGAUUGGAGCACAAACAGAAAUCAAUUGUCUGUUGCUACAUUCAAUGACUCAAGUUGACAUUUCUGCAUGUCUGAGUGUUUACAUGUUCAGUAUAAGAGAUCCCCAUCCUCUCUUUUGUUGGCCCUUCAGGACUUGGUCGAGGUCUUUCUGUUUUAGACCAGCACUGGGAUGUGUUCAAUCCUUUGUGACAGUUCAGUAGAUCCCAUGAUAGUUUAAUGUGACCUUUGACAAUCAAGGAGCACUUGUACUGUAACUGUUAAAGGGUUAAAUUCACAUCAGCAGGGUCUUGCCCAGGAAACAUGGAGGCCAUGAGUAUUUAGCUUGCUAUCAAGAAAAACUAUAGAAAUAACACUGGUUUUAAAAUAAAAUCACUAAAAUAAGA
Hippoglossus stenolepis (Pacific halibut) is the source of this 1694-nucleotide messenger RNA. It is a transcript of the gene metap1d, whose product is annotated as methionyl aminopeptidase type 1D (mitochondrial). NCBI's taxonomy places the organism in Eukaryota, Metazoa, Chordata, Actinopteri, Pleuronectiformes, Pleuronectidae. The transcript has 10 exons. Gene Ontology annotation, biological process: proteolysis. The record is from RefSeq and is a predicted model, not a curated record. Gene Ontology annotation, molecular function: metalloaminopeptidase activity. Bases 75 to 1079 code for a protein of 334 amino acids.